Molecule: messenger RNA, 433 nt
Organism: Fimicolochytrium jonesii
Lineage: Eukaryota; Fungi; Chytridiomycota; Chytridiomycetes; Spizellomycetales; Powellomycetaceae
Exons: 1
Coding region: 136-396 (86 amino acids)
Source: RefSeq, a predicted model, not a curated record
CGAGACCUCCGUGUCGACCGUCAAAAGCUCAAGCCACGACUCUCAAAUCGACAGCCUGAAAGGAGGAACAUCUGCCAACCCACGCCUGCUUAAAACGCCAAGAAGGAGACCAGUCCCCGUCAUCCCACCACCACCAUGUCCACACUCUUCAACGUUGCCUUGCUGCUCUUCAUCAUCAACGCCUUUACCGCCCUCUUCUUCUUCUUCGACAAAGAACGAUCUCUUAAACAAGGAUGUGGGUGUGACGUCGUGAAGAUGGCUGCUGAUCGUCUACCUGGAUUUUUUUCUCUGUGUUUCUUUCGACGUUCUGUUCCUGCCGUUAUGGUGACUCGUUUUUCGGUGACAAGCAGAUCGCCGCUCUCGGAAGCGUACUGGUGGGUACCAGCAAAUUUGUGAAGUGUUCCCUAAUUGGUGUGGGAAAAUGUGAGCACAG